This is a messenger RNA of Leopardus geoffroyi (Geoffroy's cat), 4911 nucleotides long. It is a transcript of the gene HENMT1, whose product is annotated as HEN methyltransferase 1. Bases 3503 to 4693 code for a protein of 396 amino acids. The record is from RefSeq and is a predicted model, not a curated record. The transcript has 8 exons. Gene Ontology annotation, cellular component: cytoplasm; nucleus. Gene Ontology annotation, biological process: RNA methylation; piRNA processing; siRNA processing. Lineage: Eukaryota; Metazoa; Chordata; Mammalia; Carnivora; Felidae. Gene Ontology annotation, molecular function: O-methyltransferase activity; RNA methyltransferase activity.
GGUAGGGGUAUUGGGGGAGGCCAGUUAUGGGAGGUUACCAGGAAAAGCACAGUAAACAAGGGUGAUUUUUUUUUUGCAUUUUUUUAAUGUUUAUUUUUUAGACAGAGAGAGAGAGGCAGAGAGAGAGGGAGACACAGAAUCCGAAGCAGUCCCUAGGCUCUGAGCUGUCAGCACAGCGCCUGAUGCAGGGCUCAAACUCAAGGACCCGAGCCACCCAGGUCCUCCUUAAAUGUUUAUUUUUGAGAGAGGGAACGGCACAGAGAAAGGAAGACAGAGCAUCCCUUUUAAGGGCUUUGCGUUGACAGUAGUGAGUCUGAUGUGGGGCUCAAACUCAAGAACCAUGAGAUCAUAACCUGAGCUAAAGUUGGAUGCUCAGCCGACUGAGCCACCCAGGCGCCCCUUAUUGAGCCACUCUCUUAACCCUGAGAAUAAGUCAGUUAAGUUAAAGAGUUGUGCCUCAUUUCAUGAAGUGGUGUUGCAGGUGAGAUCCCAAAGUUAGGCCAUAUGGAACAAGCAAUCAGGAUUUAAUAAGAGGCAUUUAUUAAAUUUUUUUUUUUAAUUUUUAAAAAAUAUUUAUUUUUGAGAGAGAGAGAGAGACAGAGAAACAGCACAUGAUCGGGGGAGAGGGAGACAGGCUCCAGGCUCUGAGCUGUCAGCACAGAUCUCGACGUGGGGCUCUAACUCAUGAACCGUGGGAUCAUGACCUGAGCGGAAGUCAGAGUGCUUAACUGACUGAGCCACCCAGGUCCCCCAGUAAAAGAAAAACAGAAGUUAUGGGAUAGACUACAAAGUGAGUUUUUGGGUGCAAAGGGGCAGUUAAUUGAGAAGAUUUCUAGAUGCUGGGCUUGAAGCAUCUUCAGUCAGACUGAGGAGAGGCAGUGGUGACCAUAGAUAUUCCUGGGAUGCAGUGUGAAUGUCUCUGGUGAUGUCACCAAGUGUUCUAGUGAACUUUCUGGUUUGGCCCAUAUAACAAGGCACAAAGGUUGUCCAUACAUGAAGUGUUGUGGUGACUUCCAAGGAAUUCAUAUCAAAUUAACCAGCUUUGGCUUUCAGGGCUUUUGGAAAAGGACACUUUGUGUUAUUACUGAUUCCAAGUCAGAAGGAUGGGAGAAAACUGAUAAUGUUAGAGAUAUUGGAUAUUGGAGCAAACUAGAAAAAUUCAAGAUCCAGUCAUUUGCAGGUAGAUAACAAAAUCUCAAAGACAAUGAACAGGACUAAAAUCUGAUAUCCAUUAAAGUGUGCUACUGAAAAUUAUUUUUCCUUGUUCCCUUGCCCCCUUCCAGUAUUUGUCCUUUUGUGACUGGCUUAUUUCACUUAGCAUAAUGUCUUAAAAGUUCAACCAUAUUGUAGUAAGUUAGAAUUUCCUUCCUUUUAAGGGCUGAACAACAUCUCAUUCCAUAUAUAUGCGACUUUUGUUUAUUGAUGGGCAUUAGGGUUGUUUCUACCUUUUGCUACUCUAAAUACUGCUGUGAAUAUUGGUGUACAAAUACCUGUUCAAGUCUCUGUUUUCAAUUCUUUUGCAUAUACACUGUUAAUAGGUAAACUGAAGCAUAUUGACAUUUUUAGGAAUUUGAAAAGAUUAAUUCAGAUCAGGUAGGUCAUAACCACCGUCAGGAACUAGAGGAAAGACCUGUAUAAGGAAGAUGCCAAAGCAAAGCAGGGAAAUUAUUUGACUGGUUACAGCUUAACCAAUUACCUUAUUUGGGAAAGCCUAGAUAGAGAUCUGUUUGCUCUUGGACAUUCUUAGGUUUCCAUGUUUUAACCUUGAGACACUUAGAGGUUUAGGUUUGCUUAUGUAGGGCUGCCAAGGCACUAGAGUCAUCUCAGUCUAACGGCCUCCUUGUUUAAUUAAUUUAAAAAUACCCAGAAGUGGAAUUCACUCAUUAACUUGUAAGGUUCUGUUUAAAAAAAAUUUUUUUUUAAUGUUUAUUUAUUUUUGAGACAGAGACAGAGACAGAGUGUGAACAGGGGAGGGGCAGAGACAGAAGGAGGCACAGAAUCGAAGCAGACUCCAGGCUCCAAGCCAUCGGCACAGAGCCCUGCGGCCGGGGUGGGGUGGUGGGGGGUGGGGGGUGGUUGCGGCAGGCAGGCUCGAACUCAUGAGCUAUGAGAUCAUGACCUGUGCAGGAGUCAGCCGCCCAACCGACUGAGCCACCAGGAGCCCCUGUACGGUUCUGUUUAAAUUAUACAUUCUGUAAUAAGGAAUAUGCUCCUCUAAUGAAGACAGUCUGUUCACAUUGCAGUUUUAACCCCAGGACAAUAGGAACAUCUCAAACAGUGAAGCUUGAGUUAUAUGCUUUUUACUAUGAGACUAGACCCCUCAAAACACCAAAAACAAAGAUUGUGUAAUCUAACCUUGUGAUAUUCCAAAACCGUUAGCACCGUCCUUUGCAUAUUGUAGGUGUUGUUUGAAAGUACAGUUCUAAUAUAUAAUUUAUGAUAUAUCAGGGGAUUAUUAAUUCAUUGGUAAACACCAGCUUUUGAGUCUUUUAAAAUGGAGAAAAAAAUUUUUUUCCCAAAGGCGGCGGCUUCGCAUCUCUCCCCUCCACCUCCUUAAACCCUUCCAUCACAUACAAUAAAGAAAUAACCGAUUAUAAAGUGUCAGGUUAAAUGUCUGGCAGGAGAAGGACAGGAUACAGUAACUUUUCUAGGAGAUCAUACAGUUGCAUCCCCAGCAUGCGUAAAUUACCAGUUGGAGGUUUGGGGGCUGAAAGAACGUUCUUCUGGGCUUAGAUGUUAUUGGACCAACUUUACUCAGCCCAGAGUCCUCUCCAGGCCCCUGGGGAUUGUUGUGAGGAUCGGAGAGGCGGCUGAAUCGGACACAAGCCGCUGGCCGGCUCGCGCUCCGCCUGGCCGCUCACCUUGCUGCCUUCCGCUGCCGCGGACCGUUUUCUGUUCUUUGCUGCGAACGGGGAGAGCCAGGAACCCAACAGCCGCCGGAGCCCGCCGCCCCGCUCGCGGCCCGCAGACGCGCCUGGGGCGCUGCCGCCUCGACUCAACAGUCUCGGCUCCUGGAGGGCCGGGGCUGGUAUAGGUCGCGCGCCAGAGCGGGGCGUGGCGGUAACAGUGGUCUCUACAGAGGUUCCGAGGGAAGGCUAGAAAAUGGCCACGGGACAUGCGCUACAGCGGCCGUUUAGAGACGCAAAACCAACGCUUUGGAACCUGGAGCCCGGAGAGGAACUGGGCAGGGCGCGGGGCCCGCGAGCGCCACCUACCUUGAAGAUUAGGGAGUACCGCGGAAGAGCCGGCGGCACAGGUGUGGGCGGUGCAGGUGUGGCCCCGGCGGGCAACGCCCCGCGGCGAGGCGGUGCUAGCGGAGGCUCGGGGGCGGGGCCCGAAGUUAAAUAAAUACAGUGGCGGCGCGGCGGACCCACUCAGUGUUUUCUGCGCUUUGCUUUGCUGCGGUCGAACUCCUUACGCGGAGAAGAGUCAUUGCUGAUUCAUAGAACUUGAAGGAGAAAUCUGCUUUUUGUCUCAACGAAGCUUCAAACUUGGAAACAAAAUGGAAAAAAACAGCAUGGAAGAGUUUCAGCGCAGCACUGUUCCACGCAAGAACGCGAUCGAGUUCAGACCUCCAUUAUACAAACAAAGAUACUUCUUUGUUAAAGAUAUAGUCAAUCAAUAUAAACCAAAGAAGGUUGCAGACUUGGGGUGUGGUAACGCCACACUCUUAUGCAUGCUGAAAUUCCAUAGUUGUGUUCAAGAACUUGUUGGAGUAGAUCUCCUCAUGGAUCGUCUAUUAGAUUGGAACAGUGAUAAGUUGUCUCCAUCAAUAGGGGAUCAUUUAGGUCCUAGGGACCUAGAUUUGAGUAUUGUCUUGUAUCGUGGCUCUGCUGUAGAGAAAGACUCCCGCUUGCUUGGAUUUGACUUGAUAACAUGUAUUGAAUUAAUAGAACAUUUGGAUUCAGAAGAUCUGGCCAAGUUUCCUGAAGUCGUAUUUGGGUACUUUUCUCCAGGCAUGGUUGUCAUCAGCACACCAAACUCAGAUUUCAAUCCCCUGUUUCCAGCAUCGACCUUUAGAAAUUCAGAUCACAAGUUUGAGUGGAACCAAACGCAGUUUCAACACUGGGCUUCAAAUGUGGCAAAACUCUAUAGUUACACUGUAGAGUUUACUGGUGUGGGUGCUCCACCACCAUGGGCUAAGCAUGUUGGAUACUGUACCCAGAUAGGGAUCUUCAAGAAAAAGCAACCGGAUCCUGGCAGCUGGAUCCUGGCAAAACCAACUGGAUCCCGCGUUUCAGAGCCAGAGGAACAUGCUUAUCAAGUUGUUUUUACAGCCUCAUUCCCGAGUUUACAGCAAAAACACUUCCUCCUGUUUGUAUUGUGUACGGAGGUGUUAAAAGAGGUCGAAGCCAUAAGACAGAAGUAUGUCUGGAUUAUGAAGAGAAAGGAAUCCAGUGAACCCGAGUCAGAAGAAGACACUGACAGUGGCUUGGUCAGACGGCCCGGAUUAUUCCUCACCGAUGCCCAAGUAGCCCAAAUAGAGAAGUCCCCCAAACCCUACUCUGUGGGAAAGAGGUUUUAUGUACCCCUGAAAAGACUUAUUGGUUAUCCGAAGGUGAACCGCUUGGUUGCUGAUGUGUCCACGCUGAGAACACUCCUUGCUGAAGGAAUUCCAAUGCGACUGAACAGAGCUCAUACUUCAGUGCAGAUCGACUUGGACCCUUACGAUUACCCUCACGAUUACCGUUAGUGAGCGGGAGCUAUCUUUAUGUCCUAAAAUUCAUGAUUUUAAGGAUAGUUAGGCUCAUUUAGAAAAUUAUAGUCAUAACAUAGGUAGCUUAGUUUUGAUAUUAACCUCGUUACGUGUUUUUUUAAAUGCUUUUUUUGGUGGAUGGUGUAAGUUCACAGUGUGCGUGUUCAGGUUUUUUUGUUAGACGCAUGUUGAUGUGACAUUAAAAUUUUUAAAAA